GUGCACUAUCUUUUCGUUUUGAUCGCUGAACUUUGCGCGCUAGUCCGGACCGCAUAUACCAAUGGCUCCUGCUGCCUUAUCUGAUCUCUAUUACAAUCUCAAACGCGAUCCGGAAACUUACAGAGCCGACUUUGAAAGGUAUUACGAAAACUACCAGGCACUCGAGCAGUCGUUCACUUGUGCCCCUUCCCAGUGCAUCGAAAAAUUAAAGGACCUGCUCCUUUUCUUAUCUCAAGUGGUAAAUUUUUACCCAAAUUUUACUGAAUGUUUUUGUAACAGUGUUAUGCAUACACUGAUUUCACGCUCUUUCGGCAUGCACCCCGUCAUGCGACAGGCUUUCAUGAAAGCACUGAUGCGGCUUAGAACGAAAGACCUUAUCCCUGCGGACAGGUGCAUCGAUGUGGCUUUUAGGCUUCAUCGCUGUCAAGAUAAAGAAGUUAGGUUAACAAUGAGGAAUUUUGUCGUCUAUGAUAUCAAGCGCAUAAAUCGACGUCAGAAAGCCAACAAGUUGAACUCAACUAUACAGUUGUACUUGUCAAAAACACUGAAGGAUAACAAUCCUACUGUUGCCAGAGAAGCUGUUUUCGUCCUCGUCAGAUUGUUCAAGAAAAAUGUGUGGAACGAUGCCCGCACAGCAAAUUUGCUGGCAGAUGCAUGCUUGGCGAAAAGGAAAAAAGUGUAUUCACCAGCUGUUCGUUUUUUCCUCGGGCAAGACAAGGUACCGGAAUGGAAAGACAGUGAUAGCGAUUCCGAAUCGGACACGCAAAACAAGGAAACGAAGAUUAAACAACUGCGUUUAGGCCAUCGUGUUGGUACAAAGACGAAUCGCCGAACGAAGCGCUUAAAACGUUCUAUCGAACAUGUUAACAAAGCGGAAGAGCGAAAAGCUGCCAAGGGGAAUAACAUGGCCAACUUUGUAGCGAUCAGCUUGUUGCAUGACCCCCAAGCGUUUGCUGAGCGCCUAUUCAAAAAAUUGGAGCGGUGCACAGAUCGUUUUGAAAUUCGUCUCUUUAUUCUGGAUCUGGUCACGCGAUUGAUCGGGCUGCACAAGCUACUGGUACUCAAUUUAUAUCCGUUUAUUCAACGGUUUUUGAAACCGCACCAGCGAGAAGUCACGCGAUUGUUGCUCUUUACUGCUCAAGCAAGCCACGAUGAAGUUCCACCAGAUGUUAUGGAACCUGUAUUGCGCACUAUCGCGGACAACUUCAUCACUGAACGUGCAUCGUCCGAGGCAAUCGCAGUUGGCCUGAACGCAGUCCGCGAAAUAUGUGCCCGAUGCCCUUACGCGAUCUCACCAGAUCUACUUUCUGAUUUGAUUGGUUACCGGACAUACAAGAACAAAAAUGUUGUCGCUGCAGCUCGUUCUCUCAUACGCUUGUAUCGUGGUAUUAAUCCGACAGUUUUACCCCGAAAAGAGCGUGGUCGUCCCACAGAGGCACAGCUUGAGAUUCUUUGUGAUCCAGCUCUUGCCUCUAGUGGAAUUUCCAUAAAUUACGGUCAGCCUUCGGCUGCGCGCUUUGUCCCUGGUUCCGAAGCACUGGUGCUGGCAAAAGCGAUGGCCAAGAAGUCGAAAAAAGACCAUCCAAAAUUGACAUCCAAUAAACGUGAGGUUGUUGCCACUGAUUUGGCGAAGAAACACGAAUCCAUGGACUCAAUGGAUGAGCACAGGAUAUGCUCGGAAAAAGACGGUGCCGGGUCUCACGAAUGUUCAUCAGAAGAGGAUAGCGACGAAGAGGUCUCCAGUGGUGUUGAUAUGGACGAGGGUGGCACCUGCGCGGAUUCGGAUGGCUCGGUCAAUUCAGACCUCGACGAAUCACGAGCGAAUCUUAGUGAUAGCAAGAAUGACGAUGGUUGGGUCGACGUACCACAUUCUUCUGACGAAGAAAAAACAAUUUUCAACAUUAAAGUAGACCCUUCGACGCUUGCCAGCAAAGCACUUGAGGUUGCUUCUUCUCGCGUAUUCACGCAAGAAGAGUUCGAAGUAAUGCGGAAGUAUCAACAAACCAAGCAGAAACGGUUCGCUUCGUUGGGAUCCGGCACUAAGCGGAAAGCUGAUCAGCUGGAGUCCUUUGAAGUGGAUUCGGAUGAAGACGAAGACGCUAACGAGGGGCUCAAAAGUCAGCUAGUCAGCCUGAGUGCCAUUACCAGGCUUGUGAAGCGCCCGAGACAAUCAAAGGCUGAACGCUUGGAAGCCGUGGAGGAGGGAAGAGCAGGACGAGAGAAAUACGGCUAUAAGGUUAACCGAAUGAAUCCGCACGCCAGCACCACCAAUCGUGAGAAAUCGAAAAGAAAAGCCUUCCAGAUGAUAAAACAUAAAGUAAAGCAGAAGGCAAAGCGUAGCUUCAGAGACAAGCAAAUCGCUUUGCGCGAUCGGUUGCGCCAUAUGAUGAAACAUAUGCACUGAGUUGACAACGAUUUUUCCGCUCGCAAUUUGUAUUUAUGCAGUUUCUCAUACAUAACAAAUCGGUAUACAUUUGUACUAUGGCUUCAUCUGCUUAGUGGGUGGCACGACAUGAAUCAUGCACUGUCUUAUAUUGGGAUUUAUUUGAUAGAUCUAUACUUGAGCAAUUAUGCUGUGCUCUUAUUCAUGUAACCUGCCAUUCUGAAAGCAGCAUCUUUUAGAGUUGUUUUGCAAGUGUACUCUUUUCUGCUCACAUCGCCAUGAUCGUUCUCAACGUUUUAUUUUACUUCACUUCUCACCCCGAUCGGAUAACGAACAUGCGUGCUGCUGAGUUGCGUACACUGACC
Molecule: messenger RNA, 2748 nt
Organism: Dicrocoelium dendriticum
Lineage: Eukaryota; Metazoa; Platyhelminthes; Trematoda; Plagiorchiida; Dicrocoeliidae
Source: the annotation of a GenBank genome assembly